CCCUCCGUCUCUAGAGGAAUCCUAACCCGGAAACGCGGGCCUUGGAAUUUUUUAUUUUGCGUGCCAACAUCCUCCACAAAGGUGUCCUGUCAACAUGCGGGCACCUGACGGCGGAGGGCUUGUUGUGUGUGCACACAGUCACCGUCGCACACACAAGGUCGUUGUGACCUUUUCUGUGCUUGAGUUAAUCGGCAGUGCGAGGGCACACUUCACUCCUGCUUGUUUGUUUUCGCCCUGUGCUUUCUUAGUGGCGUGUAUUUUCAGUUACCUCUUCCCCUCUGUCACCGUUCGCCGCAGACCACAGAUAUGUACAAGCAGUGGUUGUGCAAACAUUGUUCCGGUUGUACGCUACUGAACCUCACAUGACCCACAGUUGUCAAUGCAAAACCUCCCCCGUGACGCUUUGUGAAGAGGGUAACACCUUGGUGUAUCCUCGUGUGUGUGUGGUGUCAAAAGCUUGUGUCAGACCUCAACCGUCUGUACAGCUGCUGCACGCCCAAUGGUUGUAAACACUCUGCGCCGCACAAUGCUACAACCACUGUGGUCUGGUUUCCCCCUGUGUGUUUGUGUGUGUGUGUGUGUACGUGUGUGUGUGUAUAUGUGUUGUUCCUUGUGUGUCUGUGUGCGUGUGUGCUUGUUUUUUCUCUUGUGUGUGUGUGUGUGUGUGUGUGUGUUUGCAUCCGUGUGCAUCUUUGUAUGCGUAUUGGUGCAUCUGUGUGUGUGUCCGUGCGUGUGUCCGUUUGUGUGUGUGUGUGUGUGUGUGUGUGUGUGUGUCCGUGUGUGUGUCUGUGUGCCAUGCCGUAGCCUCCCCAGUCUAGAGGACAUGGGCUCGUGGGCAAGGAGCUUUGAGAUGAUGAUGCGCUCCAUGGAGGGCCGGGAGUUCUUCCGGGAGUUCCUGCGCUCCGAGUACAGCGAGGAGAACCUGCUCUUCUGGCUGGCCUGCGAGGAGCUGAAGAAGGAAACCAACCCGGCCACCGUGGACGAGAAGGCCCGCAUCAUCUACGAGGACUACGUGUCCAUACUGUCCCCCAAAGAGGUGAGCUUGGACUCUCGCGUGAGGGAGGGCAUCAACCAGAGCCUGGCGGAGCCCAGCAACCUCAUGUACGAGGAGGCCCAGCUGCAGAUCUACACGCUGAUGCACCGGGACUCCUUCCCCCGCUUCCUCAACUCCUCCGUUUACAGAGAGCUCCUGGCCACCAGGAGGCGCACCUGCCUGGACACCUAGACAGGGCCAGCGCACACUCCCAGCCGCAACCUAUGCCAACGAGACUACUGCUACCACUCAACACUUCACGUACUGCGACGGUGCCGGAAGCUCGGGUUAGGAACGUUCUCCCUCUUCUUUGGUUGACAUGACAUGAUGAUGAUAACAGAGGAUCUCUAUUGUUUUUUUUGUGUUAUUUUUUGUUUUUGUUUAAUUUAUAUAUUUUUUGACCAGUUGUUUUGCUGGAGUGAGGUGGGCCUCUGCUGGUUUUGUCAUUGGGCAAUAAGGGUCCUCAUGCCGGCGCCUGAUUGGUUGACUCAUCACUCACGCUGGUCCAUGUUUGGGCUUCGGGCCGACCUGUGUGUCACCGACGGGUCGAAUGGCGAAGCCGACGUGUGACUUUGGUUGGACGGUGGACGAGGACUCCUACAGCGGUGGGGGGGCGACGGACACACGGGAAGAACAUGCCGCCAUCCCCGUACUGUACUGUCAUCAAAGCUAAUGUUCUCCUCCUGUUCUGUUAUGGUUUUCUGAGGGCUCGCCAGCCCACUUCACCAGUAGAAGCACCGGCCUCUACACGAAGUCUGAGGAUCGGUCUCUCUCUCUCUCUCUCUCUCUCUCUCUCUCUCUCUCUCUCUCUCUCUCUCUCUCUCUCUCUCUCUCUCUCUCUCUCUCUCUCUCUCUCUCUCUCUCUCUCUCUCUCUCUCUCUCUCUCUCUCUCUCUCUCUCUCUCUCUCUCUCUCUCUCUCUCUCUCUCUCUCUCUCUCUCUCUCUCUCUCUCGUAGCUUGACAUUAUCAGCCUGCAACUGUUAUUGUGUUUUUUGUUUUGUCGGAGCUUCUUUCAAAGGUAGCGAUGCGUCCUCUGACACAGGGUGCCGGUGACUCUGAGCCUGGCCGUCCGUGUUGGGGGGGGGGGGGGAAAGAGGGGUGGAUGAUUUAGCCAACGCGCUUAGCUCAAUGCGACUUUAUUUAUGGCGGCGGGUCAGAGAGCCCUCUGCGGCCCCAGCAGCACUGGAGCAUCCACGCCUACCGCUCACCCAUUCGCUCCAUGUAUCCGUCCAGGCACUUUUCCAUUCUUUUGCGGACUGCUCUGAACCGGGAGAAGUGAGGGCUAGAGCUGUGGUGGUGGAGCAGCCACCUGUAUUAUUUUUACUCUCUCGAACUCGACAACAAGAAAGAAACGAUUUUUCCUCUCAGUACAAAAAAAUGAAAUCCACAAUGCCUAUAUGAGGGGGGGUUCAGGUGUGUGUGUGUGUGUAUGGGCGGGGGUGCUGCCCCCCGAUUACCCCUACCUCCCCGUCUCCUCUGCCCUUCCUCCUCCUCCUACUCAUCCUCUGCGCAAGAUCCUCACAGCCCAUCAAGCACAGUCCCCCCCCCCCCUCUAUCUCAAGAGGUCAUCUCAGCUGGAGGAGUGUACAACAAAAUGGAAAAUUUAGCUGCCAUUUCCAUUGUCACUUCCCUGAGAAGAUGUUGAGCCUUGUUUCACGGCUGAGCUCUGGGAUGCUGAACGAGGCUGUACGGGUGUGGGUGGGAGCCAGUGGUCUCGGGGGGGACCCCACAGAGGGCCCCCCCAGCAGAUUCCUACUACCUUGUGACCCACAUAUGUUGAGGGGUUAUGGUUGCCGCGGCCCUUGGGCCCAGGUGUGUGGGCGUUUUCUGAUUGGUCGCUCAGUCCGGGCUGCUAGUGGUUGGCAGGACAAGUGCCGAUUCAGAGAAGUUUUGGGGAUUGGGGGUCUUCAGAGACCCUUGUAGCAGACCCCCACGAUGGUGUGGCAGAGGCUCGACCACGAUACUCUGGAUAACAACGUCAUUCAGGUGCACGUCUGAAACCAGCAGAUGAAGCUGCCUGGGACGGGGGAGGGACGGGGGAGGGACAGGGGAGGGACGGGGGAGAAAAAAGAUGUAGCAGUCCCUCUGUGAAAUGCCAACUCAAGUCGCUCUGUUUCUUCUUUCCUUUACGCUAGGCCUGACGGAGAGGGACGGCCUAAACACGAUGACAUGUCGGACAUACUGUACUGGGUAUUGAAUUAGCAUCUACAUGCUAGUUUGGUUGUUUGGUUUCGACGAGGCUAACUCGUUUUUCAGCAUGCUGUAGGCUAGCGGUUAGCAUGCCUGUGCUAGUCAGACUAAUAGUCCAUUUCUACAGCCAGCCCUCUCUGGAGAGGCUGUUGUUGUUUUCCUAAUUUGACAUUGCCAGCAUGCGUUGAUAGUGGCUGUGUGUGUGUGUAUGGUGAAGUUACACACUCUCAUCAAAAAAAUACACACAAUUUAGUGGAUCUUGCCAAAUUUCCAAUUAACCUUUUCAAAACAUAUGUUAAGAUGUGAACCUUUUGAACGUAACCUUUGACCCUGGCCUGCGGAUGUGCGGUAGGAAGUGCACGAGCACAGUAUAUGUAUUUUUAUUUUUCUCAAGAGGCCUCAAAGCAGAUGAGUCAUGUUGUGUUCUGGACGGCUAAUGGCGGUUAGGGCAGGUCUUAAGUGUCAAUAAAACGGUGCCACUCCUGAGCGAUGCGUACAUGCGUCCACGUUGCCACCUCCUUAAACUACCUGAAGUUCACGUGCCAAGCCUGCUCUAGACCUAAAGUACCGCAGCGUCUCCUCAGCCCACCGGACCGCAACUCGAUCAAAUCUAGGGGCUAAAUGGGAAUCUCCAUUAUUUUUUUCUCGUUUCCACAAGAUACAUUUUCUGGAUCCACAUUCAUUUUUGUUAAACGGAUAAUUCAUAAUAUGUUAGAUUUAUUAUGUCUGUUUUUGGGAGAUUUGAUGGGUCUGAAAAGCCUCCUGCAUUUUCCAAUUGUCUCGAAGUUAGUGCAUUUAACCAAAGCAAAUGCUAGUACCUUAGAAACCGUUAGCAUAUCUGUUGAUAACUGAAUUGAUACCUUUUAAAAAGGUAUCAACGUUAUUAUCGUACCUUAUUUGCCUCCACUUUAGUUUCUACUAAUUAUAAAAAAAAAUGAAAAAUGUCAGCUGCUAUUUAAUAUUAAAUAUACAACAAUAUAUAUUAUAACAAUAAUAAAAUACUUUAUUGCUCGAAAUUAUUCAGACAUUAGACAUGAUCAAAUCCCAAGGCCAUCCUUGGUAAUAAUAACAGCCUACAUUACAGAAGGGCUCGACAAACUAUGCUUGGUUCAAUGAAAGACGCGAGGCUACUUAAUGUAGAGCUGCAUGCAUGUGCCCUGCCAUUUGAAGAGCUAGAAGAAUACAUUUAUUAGAAUAAAUACAUUGAUGGCUAAACUCCACCACAGUCGUUUCUGGCAAUACAAGCAUUUGAGUUGUGUUACUCUGAGUUUCUCAACACGACAACUCUGUAUUGUUUAGUAUCUAACAGAAACUGUUAUUUCAGAAGUUCCCCUUCAGACAAAUCCCUUCUCUGCAUGGUGGCGAGGCUGUAUGUAAGAAUUAAAAUGAGAAUGUUUCACCAACAACCAGACAAUGAAAUCAAGGUGCAGUUAUACCGAGUUUACAUUUAUAAGCAGUGAGAUGUAUGUAUACCUUAAUGAUGUUUUGAACAUUUGGGAGCAGGCCGUCUCCGGUGAACACAGACCGGCUCACUCUGGUCUCCUUCUGGGCUCUGACUCAGUCUCCCAUUAAAGACUCUUUUACAGCGAGGACGAACCUGUCCCACACUUCUGCUGAGGUACACCCCCAUCGCUCACUGUCAUGGUGAGAUUCUCCGAACGUGGGCCAAAACACAAGGUUCCUCAUAUUUCUUUAAAAAAUAAGUUGGCAUUCAAAAUGUCAAUUUUUACAAAGCAAUGAGGACGGUGUGAAGUUAUUCAGUGUCGUGAUCAUCGUUUUUCAUACAACUUACAAAAGCUUCAGAGUGAAUGGGUUUUGGCGGCUGUGAUUUUAUUGAGCUAAAACGGCAGAGAACUGAGCGCUUCUGACGACCCAUGGGUUGGCUUAGCUGUGGGCCAAUUUCAUUUUUAUUUUUUAUUUUUUACAAAUAUACAUCUUUGUAGGCUUUUCACUACCUCUCAUGUUGGUUAAUUUAUUUCACAUCUAGUUUUCAAUGUACAAGUUGUUUUAGACCUACUUGAAGCCUAACACUGUAAACAAAAUGUGCACAGAGAAAUGAACAUGUAUUUGAUAGGAGUUAAACAGAGCUUAGCCUAGUCUACAUAGUUUUCGUUUGUACCUUUUGUGUGGUUUGGUUUUGCGUUGUGUUGAGCCGAACUAGAGUUUUAAAUCUCUAUUAAAAAAAACAAUUCAGGAAUUUCACUGUCUAAGGGCUAAUCCCAUUUUUGCCUAUGCAAAUCUGUUACUGUGUGCGCGUUGGGGGGGGCCCAGCGGCCCACCCAUCACAUGUGCUCAUUGGACCCUGGUUUACAUUGCCCUGCUGAAUCUUCAAUCUUAUUCAGCAAAAUAUAUACGCCUAUUUCUGUUCUUUGUUAAUAGUCUCUCUCCCCUCUUUCUCUCUCUCUCGCUCUCUCUCCCUCCCUUUAUUUAUAUAUAUAUAUAUAUAUAUAUACACAGAAAAAAACACUUAUAUGCAUAUAUAUGACAAGUAAUAUACAGAGAAAAUAGUAUAUGCCUUCGUGAUGGUAACAAAAAAAACUUGCUGAAAACAAAUAAAUGUGUGUUGACAUUCCGGUGCUGUGCGUCCCGGAUUGGGUGAGGUGUUCAUUGGAGUCUGAACCCGACGUUUACUGACUGUUGUUUGGGACUGACUGAAAUACCCGGUGUGUGUGUGUGUGUGUGUGUGUGUGUGUGUGUGUGUGUGUGUGUGUGUGUGUGUGUGUGUGUGUGUGUGUGUGUGUGUGUGUGUGUGUGUGUGUGUGUGUGUGUGUGUGUGUGUGUGUGUGUGUGUGUGUAUGUAUGUACCGGUGGGUUUCUUGAUUCCAGAGGGAAAUUAUCAAUGAUUUGUGUUUCAAUUGAGUGAAUUGAAAUGUGAUUUGAUUAUGGCUGCUGUUACCUCAGAAAUUGGAUUGAUUACUAAAUUGAGAUAUGAUGGCAUUUACUUGGUCAAGACAGGGAUUUGGUUAUAUUAUAUAUGCUCCAAUGAGUCACGUCUCUGCUGUUGAAUGGAGGAUAAAAACUUGUCAAAAAUAAAUUGGUGCAGCUUAGUCAUCAGCAUAAUCAUGGCAAUCUUCUGCAUUUCUUAAACCUGCACUGGAACUUUUUCACAGAGGCAAAUAUAGUUCUAAGGUUUAAUCUUUCCUCGUUCCACUGUCUUCUCAAUAAAAACCUCACAUCAGGUGGUUGCAGCGUCGGUGUAGAGAUGGAGUCCUACCGUACUGGACUCUCAGUACAACCAGGACAAACUAAAAGUCCUCAUUUGUCAAAAGACCAUUCACUCCGCAUUUUAACCAAAUCUGUGUCCAGUGUGAUGUUGGUUUUCAAGAACAGAACGCCAAUCGAACCUCUUAGUAAGUAUAAAUGUGUUGGUCGAUUUGGUGUGUGCUCAUAGGAGCCGACCUCGAGAAAACAACCCUUUCUCCCCUCUCUCUCUCCAUCUGUCUCUCUCUCCCCCUCGGUCGGUCAUGCCCUGUCACCCAGACCCUCUCAUAGCCAAGAUGGCGCUGGGUUGUUAUACUUCAUAACUGCUGUCUCUCACUCGGUCUGUGGUCCUGCAUCUAGGGGCCGUCUUGGUAUUUUAGCAAAGAGUUUAUAUUUGUACAGGUACUGAUUGAAGUUGGCGUUCGACCUAUUGAACAGUUUCAGGCAAUCACUAUCCUCUUUAUUGAUUUAGAUGCCUAAACCUCUGGUUUCUGCCUUUUGUAAAUGUCGGCUUCAACGAGAGAUGUUCCAUUGAUGAAAUUAUAUCAUUUUAACGUCACUUCAAAUUUCCAAGUGGCAUAUUUUCUAUACAGCAUGCUUUUUGCUAAGUAAACAAAAUAAUGAUUCUGUUAUUUAAUAUAAACGAUACUGUAUGAGUAUGUAUUCAAGUACUGCAGUAUGCAGACAAUAAAAAAAAAAGAUCUGAAACUCUUUUAGGAGGUUCAUAUUUUGACUCUAGUAAUAUCUUAUUUCAUUUCUGUGUAGUGUCUCAUGAAUGGUCUGAAUUGUGCAGCGUUUUUGUUCAUCCACAACAACAACAACUGAAGCCGGUAUCGUGGAUAAUGCCGCCGCCAAAUGCAUGUGAGCAACUUCAAAAGCACAGCGCUAGUUGUGCUACAUGUUCAACCAAACUCUCCAUUUGUCCUGGACUCGAUGUGUAAUGUCUUAUGAAUAUGAAGCCUGGCUCUGUGACUUAGGGUAACACAAGGACUUCUUAGAAAAGGUGCCGUUGGAUUUCUGUGGCUGGACGUUCGAUGACACAUGACAGGGCUUCGGAGAACUCCAGGCACUCUUUGUAGAGCGUAUGAAGCGCUCAUUGUUUGUAUUCAUUUAUUUCAAGACGGAAACUUUAACCAUAUGUUGUGAUCUAGACCUGGUUCUGGAAGUGUAAAUGAUAUGAUACGGAGAUGACCUCUUCUACAGAUUAAAGCCAAUCACUCCAAUAUUUGGGGUUGCGGAAGGAGAGGAGGGAGAAUGAUUUAGAUCAUAUAUAUAUAUAUAUAUAUAUAGAGAGAGAGAUAUGAAUAUAUAUGUUAAUGUAGCCUCCAAAUGCUAUUGUUAAUAUGCUUUGACAUGAAUAUCUGAAAGAAUAAUAUGUGAAGUUGCACUGUGGAUGCACACACACACACACACACACACACACACACACACACACACACACACACACACACACACACACACACACACACACACACACACACACACACACGACCCCUCUUCCCGUCAACGUAAAAAAUAAAUAGCCUUGUCUUGAACGGUUCUUCAAGGUGCAGUGUGUAGAAUUCAGUGGUACUGUGCGGAAUGGGAAAAACUGAAUGUAAUCUUCAGAAGUAUGUUUUCAUUUUAGUUUAAUCCCAUGAAAAUAACAGAUAACCCUCUUCCACAGUGAUCUCCAACUCCCAUCUUAUGAUUGGUCGAAGCACUUAUUAAAAGAAAGAAGGCAAAACGCCUUGUUCACCAAGAAUUUAGCUUUUCUGCCCCCGUUAUAUCGCAAUCAUUUAAUGAGAUCAUUGGUAAGAACUUGCUGGCACCUUAUUGUCCAGUACAGGCUGCUGUAGCUUUUCCUGCUCUGUGGAAAGGGGGACUUAGGGGACAUAUACAGUUGGUUGCAAUCUGCAACCUCACCAUUAGAGGCCACUUGAUCCUACACACAUCACCUUUAAGUCUCUUCUAUGAGGACGAACGGUUUUGCUUCAAAUUUCCAGGGAAAAUAAGCAACAUUACAUAAAGAGCACUUGUUUGUGUAAAUGGAAGCGUGUUAACCGAAUUUAGCACCUUGUGUUUGUGGUCGCUGGGUGUUUGGUGAGCAGAAACACAUGUCUCCUCAACAAAAGCGAAAAAAGAUAUAUGUAUAAAUGUAUAGAAGUAAGAUUACAGUAAAGUCCAGCAUGAUUUUCGGUGAAGCUGCAACAAAAAAAGUAAUCGUUCUUGCAAGUAUGGUAAAAUACAAUGCACAUUUCCAUCAUCAUGUAUGGCCAAAUUGACCUUUCCUCUGCAUUCACAUAAAAGGUUAGAAUUGCCUGGAUAUGAAAUGUCACACAACCGAAAUAAACUAAACGCAAAAAAAACAUGAUUUUCUUUAUAAUUUGUUUUGCCCUUAUCUUUCAUUGGUUCUCAUGUUGAAGAAUAAAUCCACCUUAGGUCAACUGUCAUUUGUUCCAACUUUUCUUUUUUUCAUUGAGUUUGAAAUACAAGUGAAGCCUGCAGUAUCAUCCACACAAUAAGAGAAGCCAUGCAUCUGUAAAGUAGCACUGAAAAUGUGGAAGCAGAUGUGUUGUUGGAACAAAGAACGCUAGCUCACAAGACCACCGGACCACUAGGUGGGAGACAACUAGCCAUGUCGGGUUCAACUGAAAUUAUAACUUUCAUAUUUAAAAAAUAUCAUGCGUUUUUCACCGUUGUUGUCGUUUUCAAUUGUUUUCUAUUCCGUUUGAAAAGUAAAUAUGUUUAAUUUGUCUUUAUUUUAUCCACACUAAAAAACGGAGUGUUCUUCAUGGGCCUUGUAUUGGUUAACCCUCAGCAUCAUGUUUGAAUGAGUUCAGCUGUGGUACAUUUCACUGUAUAGAUCCAUCUCUGUCAUCGUUUACAUGGAACCGGCAUAUGAGAAUAUUCCUGGUGACUGCCCUGAGUAUCUGUAAUUAAAGUGGGCUGCUACAGAAAGACAUUUAAUGUAACAUCUUAUAAUAAAUACAUAAUAGUUUCUUUUUC
Messenger RNA from Gadus morhua (Atlantic cod), 9412 nucleotides. It is a transcript of the gene rgs17, whose product is annotated as regulator of G protein signaling 17. The coding region runs from base 500 to 1225 and encodes 241 amino acids. NCBI's taxonomy places the organism in Eukaryota, Metazoa, Chordata, Actinopteri, Gadiformes, Gadidae. The record is from RefSeq and is a predicted model, not a curated record. The transcript has 2 exons.